Messenger RNA from Loxodonta africana (African savanna elephant), 8289 nucleotides. RefSeq names its product malic enzyme 2 (gene ME2). Bases 1896 to 3719 code for a protein of 607 amino acids. Gene Ontology annotation, cellular component: mitochondrion. Gene Ontology annotation, molecular function: NAD binding; malate dehydrogenase (decarboxylating) (NADP+) activity. Lineage: Eukaryota; Metazoa; Chordata; Mammalia; Proboscidea; Elephantidae. Gene Ontology annotation, biological process: malate metabolic process; pyruvate metabolic process. The record is from RefSeq and is a predicted model, not a curated record. The transcript is spliced from 16 exons.
GAAAAGAUGUUAUCCCGGUUAAGAGUAGUUGCCAGUCCUUAUAAUUUGGUAUGUCGUCAUUUGCACAGAAAAGAGAAAGGCAAGCCACUUAUGUUGAACCCAAGAACAAACAAGUGCAGAUUUGAAGUUUUUAGAGCUCAGUACCAUCAGUCAGAACAAGGUUAUGGGCCAGCUGUGGAACAGACCAUCAGUUGCUCAUAUGCAAGUUGAAGUUGAAGCUGAAGAAAAUUAAAACAAGUCCAUGAAAGCCAAAGUAUGACCUUGAGUAUAUCUCACCUGAGUUUAGAGGCUAUCUCAGGCAUAGAUUUGACGCACUGAAUGCUAAUUACCGAAGACCAGAUGAGUUGUGGGGUGACAUCAAGGACAUCAUACAUGAAGAAGGAUGACUUAAAAGAUAGGAGGAAAGAAAGAAAAGACUAAAACAGAUGUCAGAAGAGACUGUGAAACUUGCCCUUGAAGGUAGAGUAGCUAAAGCGAAUAGAAGAAAUGAUCACGUAAAAGAGCUAAACAAAAGAUUUCAAAGGGCAGCUAGAGAAGACAAGUAUUAUAAUGAAAUGUGGAAAAACCUGAAGUUAGAAAACCAGAAGGGAAGAACAUACUUAGCAUUUCUCAAGCUGAAGGAACUGAAGAAAAAAGUCAAGCCUCAAGUUGCAAUAUUGAAGGAUUCUCUGGGCAAAAUAUUGAAUGACGCAGGAAGCAUCCAAAGAAGAUGAAAGGAAUGUACAGAGUCACCGUACAGAAAAGAAUUGGUAAAUAUUCAGCCAUUUCAGGAGGGAGCAUAUGAUCAAGAACUGAUGGUAUUAAGGGAAGAAGUACAAGCAGCACUGAAGGCAUUGCCAAAAAACAAGUGAGAUAUUUCAGUAAAUGGAUGUAACACAGGAAGCCAAGAAAUUUGGAAGACAGCUACCUGGCCAACCAACUGGAAGAGAUCCAUCUUUUUGCCCAUUCCAAAGAGAUAAUCCAACAGAAUGCAGAAAUUAUCAAACAAUAUUAUGAAUAUCACAUGCAAGUAAAAUUUUGCUGAAGAUAAUUUAAAAAUGGUUGCAGCAGUACAUCAACAGGGAACUGCGAGAAAUUCAAGCUGAAUUCAGAAGAGGAUGUGGAAUGAGGGAUAUCAUUGCUGAUGUCAGAUGGAUCUUAGCUGAAAGCAGAAAAUACCAGAAAGAUGUUUUACUGACUAUGCAAAGGCAUUCAGUUGUGUGAAUCAUAACAAAUUAUGGAUAACAUUUCAAAGAAUGGGAAUUCCAAAACACUUAAUUGCACUUAUACAGAACCUGUACAUAGACCAAGAGGCAGUUGUUCCAACGGAACAAGGGGAUAGUGUGUGAUUUGAAAUCAGGAAAGGUGUGCAUCAGGGUUGUUUGCUUUCACCACACUUAUCAAUCUGUAUGCCGAGCAAAUGAUCCGAGAAGCUGGACUAUAUGAAGAAGAACGUGGCAUCGGGAUUGGAGGAAGACUUGUUAACAACCUGCAACAUGCAGAUGACACAACCUUGCUUGCUGAAAGUGAAGAGGACUUGAAGCCCUUAUUGAUGAAGAUCAGAAACUACAGCCUACAGUAUGGAUUACACCUCAACAUAAAGAAAACGAAAAUCCACAAAACCGGACCAAUAAGUAACAUCAUGAUAAACAGAGAAAAGAUUGAAGUUGUCAAGGAUUUCAUUUUACUUGGAUCCACAAUCAACGCUUAUGGAAAGGGCAGUCAAGAUAUCAUAUGAUGCAUUGCAUCAGGCAAAUUGCUGUAAAAUACCUCUUUUAAGUGUUGAAAAGCAAAGGUGUCACUUUGAGGACUAAGGUUUACCUAAUCGAAGCAAUGGUAUUUUCAGUCACUUCAUAGGCAUGCGAAAGCUGGACAAUGAAAAAGAAUUGCCGAAGAAGAAUUGAUGCCUUUGAAUUAUGGUGUUGGUGAAGAAUACAGAAUAUACCAUGAACUGCCAGAAGAACGAACAAACCUGUCUUGGAAGAAGUACAGCCGUAAUGCUCCUUAGAAGUGAGGAUGGCGAGACUUCGUCUCACUUACUUUGGACGCGUUAUCAGGAGGAACUAGUUCCUGGAGAGGGAACAUCAUGCUUGGGAAUGGCAUUUACAUUACAGGAACGACAAAUGCUUGGCCUUCAAGGACUUCUACCUCCCAAAAUAGAGACACAAGAUAUUCAAGCCUUACGAUUCAAGAGAAACUUGAAAAAAAUGAGUGACCCUUUGGAAAAAUACAUCUAUAUCAUGGGAAUUCAGGAAAGAAAUGAGAAAUUAUUUUAUAGAAUACUAGAAGAUGAUAUUGAAAGUCUAAUGCCAAUUGUAUAUACACCGACAGUUGGCCUUGCCUGCUGCCAGUAUGGAAACAUCUUUAGAAGACCUAAGGGAUUAUUUAUUUCAAUCUCAGACAGAGGCCAUAUUAAAUCAAUUGUGGAUAACUGGCCAGAAAAUGAUGUUAAGGCCGUUGUGGUGACUGAUGGAGAGAGAAUUCUGGGUCUUGGAGAUCUGGGUGUCUAUGGAAUGGGAAUUCCAGUAGGAAAACUUUGUUUGUAUACAGCUUGUGCAGGAAUACGGCCUGAUAAAUGCCUGCCUGUGUGUAUUGACGUGGGAACUGAUAAUCCAGCACUCUUAAAAGAUCCAUUUUACUUGGGCUUGUAUCAGAAAAGAGAUCGCUCACAACGUUAUGAUGAUCUGAUUGAUGAGUUUAUGAAAGCCAUUACUGACAGAUAUGGCCGGAACACGCUUAUUCAGUUUGAAGACUUUGGAAAUCAUAACGCAUUCAGGUUCUUGAGAAAAUAUCGAGAAAAAUACUGUACCUUCAAUGAUGAUAUUCAAGGGACUGCUGCAGUAGCUCUCGCGGGUCUUCUUGCAGUACAAAAAGUUAUUGAUAAACCGAUCUCAGAACACAAAAUCUUAUUUCUUGGAGCAGGAGAGGCUGCUCUCGGAAUCGCAAACCUUAUAAUUAUGUCUAUGGUGGAAAAUGGCCUUUCAGAAGAAGAGGCACAAAAGAAAAUCUGGAUGUUCGACAAGUUUGGCUUAUUAGUUAAGGGACGGAAAUCUAAAAUAGAUACUCAUCAGGAACCAUUUGCUCACCUAGCCCCAGAGAGCAUACCUAAUACUUUUGAAGAUGCAGUAAAUGUACUUAAGCCUUCAGCUAUAAUUGGAGUUGCAGGUGCUGGCCGACUUUUUACUCCUAAUGUAAUCAAAGCCAUGGCCUCUAUCAAUGAAAGACCGGUCAUAUUUGCCUUAAGCAAUCCUACAGCAAAGGCUGAAUGCACGGCUGAGGAAGCAUAUACACUUACAGAGGGAAGGUGUCUGUUUGCAAGUGGCAGUCCAUUUGAGCCAGUGAGACUCAGUGAUGGGCAAGUAUUUAUGCCAGGUCAAGGGAACAAUGCAUAUAUAUUUCCAGGUGUGGCUUUAGCUGUUAUUCUCAGUGGCACCCGGCAUAUUUGUGACACUGUUUUCCUAGAAGCUGCAAAGGCACUAACAGGUCAAUUGACGGAUAAAGAGCUAUCCCGAGGGAGACUUUACCCUCCACUUGCUAAUAUUCAGGAAGUUUCUAUUAACAUUGCUAUUAAAGUUAUAGAAUACCUGUAUGCUAAGAAAAUGGCUUUCCGAUACCCAGAGCCUGAAGACAAAGCCAAGUAUGUUAGAGAAAGACUAUGGCGAAGUGAAUAUGAGUCCCUGCUGCCAGAUGUGUACGAGUGGCCAGAAUCCGCAUCAAAGCCUCCCCAGAUAGCAGACUAGAAGCACUCCUGCUGAUGAUCACUUUCCAUGCUUCAGGGAACCCCUUUUAUUCAGCAAAAAGAAAUAAUGUUCUCAAAUUUGUGGCUUUUUCCUGUGUUUUAUUCUCUCCCAACACUUUGCUUGUCUAAUUUUUGCCCACGGAUCUACACGUCUUUUGGAGGUAGAUGUGUCGACUGUAUUGCAAAUGCCCACCAGCACCCUACAAUCGAGUAACCAUAAUACUUUCAUUCUAACGUGUAGCCGGUACCACAUCAGAUGUUAAAAGGUGUGUUUGUAAACAUCUCCACUUGUAUUCUUGUUCACUCUUUCUAAAGUAUUUGCUCUUUACCAUUAUGGUAAUAAUCUUUUCUCACUGAAUUCUUUUAGGGCUAUUAAAAUAGAAACUCACUUCUGUAGAUGUGAGUACAAAAUUUUUAGAAGAAGCCAAAUUUAUCCAAUUUCUAAGGGAAAAUUAUUGUCAGUAUCUAAAAAUGCUCUUUCAUUUCUUCUUCAUCUUACCUUCCUCUUCUGAAGUUCCUUUACACUAGGCAAAUCUAGGGAAAUAUGAAAAAUGUACCCUAUUAUUUAUUUUCUGCAACUAGAUUCAGAUAAUAGUGUGAAAGAAAUGGGAACUGCUGUCUUUAGACGAGCAAAAGUCAUUGUUUCAACAGUGUAUAAAAAUCAUAGUCUAACUUUUUUAUUUAAUAAAAGUAACAUCUUGAAUUUAAUUGCUUUGAUUAUGCUAUUUUGUUGCCCGGCUGAAAAUUCAGGUUUGGUUAUCGUGAAAACCGUAUUUUUAUUUUCUUUACUUCUAGAUGAUUCUAAGGAUGGGGUACAGCUUACUUAAUGCAUAAAUUAUGACUAACGUGAUUUUUUAAAAGAAAUUAGUCGUGUUUCAUAUCUAAAUGAGUUGUAUGUAACUGGAGAGGCUACACCUUUCUUCCAACAAUGAUGUUCUUUAUUACUUAAGAUAAUUUUGGAAAUGUUCCUAUGAUACAUUCCUUUGAAUAUAAUUAGUGACAACACUAUCUCCGAUUUAGAGCUAAGUGAGAAUGACUGAAGUAGGUAUUCAAAAGGAAAUGCCAUUUUUAAUCCCAGUGAAAUGGGUAAAUAAUUGGCUAGUGAGGCCAGUUUUCAUGUGUAGCUUACAUAUUGGAGAGUUCUAAAGGAAAAUCCAAAAGCAUUUCGAGAAACAGUGGUUGCUUUGAGGGAACAAAAUUUUUAAAUGCUCAUUCUCAAAUAUUAACAAGAACAAAAAAUUAUUCAUAGUUACCUAUCAGCAUUCACAUUUUGAUUUUUCUCUCCACAGUCACUGAUAUGUUAGAAUGUGACAUUCGGUAAGGAAAAGGGGACUUCUUUUUUUUUCACCUACCGAUAGAUAGAGAUUAAUAAUAAUUCUGAAUAUAAUUUAACAUUUUAAGAGUGCUCCAAAUGCUGCUGUCAUUUGAAAAUGCAAUUGGUUAAUCCAUUUAAUAGAUGAGUAGUAAAAAGUCUGUUUCUAAAUCCGCUUCACAAAAUAAUCAGCUAAGGCACAAUACGUUUCUUUUAAUUAAGAUGGAAAGUUUGUUUUUCAUGUUAUCCUUGUCAAAAAAAAAAAAAAAAUCACCACUAAAAAUAUUCUCGUGUGAAAUCUUGAUUUCAGUUUAAUGUUACAAGUGUUUGUUGUUGUGUGCUGUCAAGUCGAUUCCCACUCAUAGUGGCCCUAUAGGUCAGGGUAGAACUGCCCUGUAGUUUCCUAGGCUGUGUUCUUUAUGGGCACUGACUGCCAGGACUUUUCUCCCUCGAAGAAAUAUUUUAAGAUUUAAGCUAAGAAUACAAGCAGGAACUAUUAGCAUUGAGGGGGUAGAACAGGGGAGGCCAUGAUGGCAUGAAAUUGAAAAAAAAAACUAAAACAUCUUGACUUUCUGUGGAAACUUUUACCUAGCAAGAAGUAAUUAUUUUAAAAAACAGCAAUGGAGAGUCACAUUCAUUCUUUUGAAUAGAGAAGACAUUCUGUAAAUUAGUUUGUCAAAUUAUUUAGUAGGAAAAAGUGAGAAUACAUGUUUUUCUAAUCUGGCACCACCACCUGUAGUGUGAAGCAAGCUGGAUAACUAGCAAAGCUAAGGGUCCCUGGUUGGUGGGAACUGUUAAUACACUUGCCUGCUAACUGAAGGGUUGGAGCUUUGAGUCCAACCAGAGGCACCUCAGAAGACCUGGUGAUCUACUUCUAAAAAAUCAGCCCUUAAAAACCCUGUGGAACACAGUUCUACUCUGACACGCAUGAGGUCGCCAUGGCUCCGAAUCAGCUCAGUGGCAACUCGGGGGGAAAAAGUCAGGAUAAGGCUAAAUAUGUAAGUCUAAUGGGGAAAGUUUUGAAGAUUUUGGUUAAAAUAUUUUUAAAAUAUGGAUUUUUAACCUGAAGGCUGCUUCAGGUUAACCCCUGGAGCUUGUUUAAAAUACAGAUGCCUCCGCUCCCCUCUCUCCCGGCCCACUGGACCACCUGUGAUUCUGAGGCACAUGCUUCCCCUGCCCCCACAAUCACUGCCUUUAAACAGACGUGAGAAUAAUCUGGAAAGCUAACAGAUUCCUGGGCACCGCCCGGAGACGCGAUUCGUGAGUCUGGGCUGGGACCUGAGAUUCUGCAUUUCUAACACACUCCGAGGUGACACUCAUGCUCCUGGUACACAGAACACAGAGUAGCACUGUGACAGCGUAUGGAGUGUGUAGUAAAAGUUCAGUGCUGUAAAUUAUAUACUUCAAUUUUAUAUGAAAAAGAUCAACUGAACUUAUGUUCUUAAACAGUUUUCACCCAGUUUUUAUAAGAACAAAAAUUAAUAUAGAACCUUUAAACAGAUUUUCUGAAAAUACAUAUAACUAGAAUACUGUUCAAUUCUAAGUUAUAGAUUUAAGUUAUUAAUGCCCAACAACCAAUAUUUUUCAUUUGUAAAAGAAGAUUAGCUAUCAAAUGGGUAUUUCUUCUCUGUUAUAUUUCAUGACAUGGCUUCCUCUACCCUUUGCCCUUUCUCUAAAUUAUCAGCCUCUCAAAGAAAUAGGAUUCUACAUUUCUGUGAAAGAGUUGCCUAUGAAUUAAGACCAAAGCAUAAUAAUUUUUAAGAGGUGUGCUGCAUUAGUUAUUGCUUUCAGGUAACUGAGAAAGGUAGCCCAAGGUGGAUGGUAAGGGAGUGGAGGAAGCCUUGCCGUAGAAAAAAGACUUCAUCUACAUGCUCCCGGAGGUUUUUUCCCAAGCCCAUUUUGUAUUUCCUCAAGGACUUUUGAAUACUUUGAAUCUUUCUGGAAUAGUUUUUUGCCAAUAAACUGACUCUUUUUAUGCCUAUUUAAUCUUGCUUUUUUCCAAGUAAAAACUUAACCACUUUGCUGUUUGGAAAGUUCUCCCUACAUACUGUGGUACUCAGUAUACUUUUUUAAGACUAAGGUUAAAUUUCUGGGUGUAUGUUCCUCAGUUUCCAGUGUUUCCUUUUAUGUUCUAGAGAUUAUUUUCCCUGCUUUCCUUAUUUUAAGUGUACAUUCUAGCAACUCAAUGAUUCCUGGAUAGUUACUGCAUUAUCACCAACACGUUUGGUAUGAAGUUUUUGGCAGAUAAUGAUAAACCUACUCUGUGCCAGGCAUUGUUGUAGGAUUUUACAGCAUCGGCACAUUCAGUCUUGAUAAUACCUCGCUAUUAUGCCUGUUUUACAGAGGAGGUCACAGAGGCAAGAGAGGUUAAACAACUUGCCCAAGGGGUCAGCUAGUAAUAGCCUAGUCAGGGCCCUUAGCUGCAGACCCCUCUCAGAGGGUAAGAAGGGCCUCUGUGAUCCAGGAAAUUUUACUGGGAUCUUAAAUACGUUAUCUUUAAGAUUGUUAUUUCAGAUGAAAAUUCAUCACCUAUUCUUACUAGACUAGCUUUAGAUUCUUUUACAGAGCCCUGGUGGUGCAGUGGUUAAAAUAAUUGACUCCUAAGCGAAAGGCUGGAGGCUUGAAACCACCAGGAGCAAUGUGGGAGAAAGAUUUAACAGUCUGCUUCUAUAGAGAUUUAUAGCCCUGGAAACCCUAUGGGGCAGUUCUGCCCUACACUGAGUCGCUAUGAGUUGGAAUUGAGUCAAUGGCAGUAGAUUGGGUUUGGUAGGUCCUUUUCAAUACAUUUUAGCAGUUCAUCUCAAAUGUAAUAUGUAAGUAUUCGAUGUAAGCAUAAAUGAUUUGAAUUUGAAUUUAAUAAAUGACACCAAAGAUUCUCAAUAGUUCACUAACAUCCUUUGAUUUGGUAAUCUUCACAGAACUACCUACUGCUGUCACUCCUGAGCACAUCACUUUCAAUAGCACCUGUAUCCUUUGUGAAUCCACCAGUGUCAAUGUGAAUUUGAAUUAUGAUACAUUUUAAAUGACAUAUGUUGUAUUAUAUGCAUAUGUAACUUCUUCCAUUAAAAGGUGAUAACAAUUAAAUAGUAACAAAGUGUGUGCGUGGAAUAAGGAAUUUCUGAGACAUAUUCUAGCUAAAUAUUUGACAAAAUUUUUACCCCAUGUUUUAUUAUACUUUGCCUAAUGACCUAUAAAGGUAACUGAAAUUAAAGCCAUAUUUUUGCAAUUGGUAUUUUUUGUGUUCCCUUUGGUAACAUCU